Guillardia theta CCMP2712 is the source of this 1017-nucleotide messenger RNA. RefSeq lists its product as hypothetical. Lineage: Eukaryota; Cryptophyceae; Pyrenomonadales; Geminigeraceae. Bases 1 to 1017 code for a protein of 338 amino acids. The transcript has a single exon. The record is from RefSeq and is a predicted model, not a curated record.
AUGUGGUAUGUGAACGUAGGCAUGAAAGUCAUCCAAACCAAUGUGUACGAACACUUCUUUGCGGAGAGAGCAAUGACAGCUGAUUACGAGAUCGUCGAGGGCAGGGACGGGGAUGCAGUGAUGGGGAAUGACACCCAUGGAGAGACCAUGACCAGAUUCAAGAAAGCCGUCAGAGAAAAGAAAGACAAGAGCGGUCAGUUCAUCAUCAAGCACAAAUUAACUCCGGAAAUACACGAAACGGAUGUCCAUGACACAAACGGGAAUGUAGUGAAAGUUACGAAGACUGUAUACCGGGCCAUCCCUGGCGAAUGGGAGAUCAUCGACAUCUCAGACCAAGGAAAGGAAGUGUGGUUUCUAUACAACGAAAGUGAUGAGGACCACAGCAUCAUCCACCAGCUCGGGUUCCCAGGCAACGCAUGGUACCACAACUCGCACUCCUCUUCGAGCUCCAUGUACGAGCGCAUCUUCGAGGCCUUCCGCACGAUGAGCAACAACCAGCUUGAGAUCAACAAUAUCAUCAGUUCGAAAAAGGCGGGCAAGUCCAGUCCGCACGAUCAAAAGCUGCUUGAUGACUUCAUUGAAACCAACAAAGCUCUACAGAAAAGGUUAGACCAGAAUUUCAAGAUCAUGCAAGACCUGCAUCUCGUCGAGAACCCGGAGAACGUGAGAUAUACCCUGGAUAACAUCGUCAAACGCAAGAUAAAGAUAUACCACCAUGCACCCGACAAGGACGGUAACGGAAACACCAUGCAGCAGGACGAAGAAACCCAAGGACGGAAGGUUGUAUACGAAGCACUUCACAACAGGCUCAAGCAAAUCCAGGAGCAUUUCGACAAGGGAAGAAGCAUCCCCCGCGAGAUCCACUCCAAGGCAAGGAAAGAGGAGAAGGCCAAAGAGAAGCAGCAGGCCAGCGCCACGGCCAUGGACACGGACAAACCCCAAACUAGGCGUGCGGCCAGCCCACCGCGCCCGCAGGGACACCGAACACAGGUCCCUAACGAUCUACCAUACUGGUGA